CUGUUCUCUUCAACGAUCGGCCAUUUAAUUGGAUAGGCGGUUUUCCAAUCUCUGUAUUCUGCGGAAAUACGAGAGUGGCCAUUUCCGGGUUUACGGAGCUAGGGACCGACCGACUAUCGGCUGUUAUCGAAAUCAUCACGAGAGAACGAUGUACAGUUGCGCUUGGUCUUCCCCCUAUGAUUCACGCACUCAUCAAACAGGCGGAAGACUUGCCAAAGAACUGGCCGAUUAAAACCUUGUUAACCGGAGGCCAACCAGUGACCAAAGCCCUGACAAAAGCCAUAGGCAAGCCUUGUGAGACCCUGGAAGCUGUUUAUGGAUGCACCGAAUUCUUUCUAAGCAAUUCAUAUCAUCUGACAGACCCGGAUGCUUUUCCAGAGUUCUGCUGUGGUCCACCAUUGUUGUCUAAUGGUCUGCAGGUCAAGGUCGUGAAUAAAGAAGAGGAAACAGUUCCUAUCAACACCAGAGGGGAACUCUGGUUUAAAGGCCCCGUGUUUAUGAAAGAAUACUUUCAUGAUCCCGAGAAAACGGCAAAGGCGAUAACUCCAGAUGGGUGGUUCAAAACAGACGACUUUGCAAUGAUGGAUGAGGAUGGUCUGUUUUAUGUCUUCGGGAGAAUAUCAAACAUGAUCAUUUCUGGAGGAAUGAAUGUGGUGCCGGAAAUUCUAGAAACCGCUAUCAAAGGAUGUCCUGGAAUUGACCAUGUAGUCGUUGUGCCUGUUUCGGACCCGGUUUAUUACCAAUCCAUUUGCGCAUGCGUGAUUCUCAAACGGGAGGCGAACACUACCGAAGACUAUAUCCGCCAAUUUUGCGACAUCCACCAUAACGAUAGGCCUGGUUUGUUCACUGUACUGCCAAAAUUCUAUAUGUUUCUCGAUGCAUUUCCUGAGACUCGCACAGGAAAAACUUCGCGCAAAGAUUUGCAGGCAGUUGCUGAAGAGAAGUUUGGAAAUUAUGCAUAAUACGAUGAUUUAUAUAAAAAAACUUUUCAUUCCAAUUCCUUACAAUGAAGACAAUCGUUGCGAUGGAGCAUUGAUAUUGAUUCGAGAUUUAAUAUUGCCUUACAUGAACUGUCUGUGUAAGAAUACACGGUUGUUGGUUGUAAAUGGGCCCGACUUGUUAUACAUACAUACAUGUACAGUUAUUGUGUGGUGGAUCAACUGUGCAGAUAACAUCCAAUGGUAUGAACGUAAAUGAACAUACACGUUUAAUUACACAAUGAACUAAAUAGAUACUGUUUUGUAGA
This is a messenger RNA of Mya arenaria, 1246 nucleotides long. RefSeq lists its product as uncharacterized. Lineage: Eukaryota; Metazoa; Mollusca; Bivalvia; Myida; Myidae. The transcript is spliced from 2 exons. The record is from RefSeq and is a predicted model, not a curated record. Bases 177 to 962 code for a protein of 261 amino acids.